CCCCCUCUGCCCCGAGCAGAAGAUCCUGACCAUGACCCCCACAGAGGAGGAGAAGCAGCGGAUCCAGGACGCCCAGCUGGCCGACCCCGACCUCCCCCUGGGGUCGGCUGAGCACUUCCUGCUCAGCCUGGCCUCCAUCAGCGCCCUGACCCCCCGGCUGCAGCUCUGGGCCUUCAAGCUCAACUACGAGGCUCUGGAGAAGGAGAUCGCCGAGCCGCUGUUCGACCUGAAGCUGGGCAUGGAGCAGCUCUCCUCCAAUCAGAGCUUCAGGAGGAUCCUCGCCACGCUGCUCGCCAUCGGGAACUUCCUCAACGGCUCCCAGGCCAAAGGCUUCGAGCUGUCCUACCUGGAGAAGGUGGUGCAGGUGAAGGACACGGUGCACCGUCAGACUCUGCUGCACCACACCUGCUGCCUGCUGCUGGAGAAUUACCCAGAAUGCUCUGACGUCUACUCGGAGGUCCCCGCCAUCACGCGCUCCUCCAAAGUGGACUUUGAGCUGCUGUCGGAGAACCUGGUGCAGCUGGAGAGACGCUGCAAAGCAUCAUGGGAAAGCCUGAAGCUGGUGACCAAGCACGAGAUGAAGGUGGUGCUGAGGAACAAGCUGACGGAGUUCCUGAAGGACUGCACCCAGAGGAUCAUCAUCCUGAAGGUGGUGCACAGGAGGACAGGUGACCCAUGA
Messenger RNA from Pseudoliparis swirei, 679 nucleotides. RefSeq names its product FH1/FH2 domain-containing protein 1-like. NCBI's taxonomy places the organism in Eukaryota, Metazoa, Chordata, Actinopteri, Perciformes, Liparidae. Gene Ontology annotation, biological process: cortical actin cytoskeleton organization; actin filament network formation. The record is from RefSeq and is a predicted model, not a curated record. The transcript is spliced from 4 exons. Bases 32 to 679 code for a protein of 215 amino acids. Gene Ontology annotation, cellular component: cytoskeleton; cytoplasm. Gene Ontology annotation, molecular function: actin filament binding.